GGGCUAUAAUAGAAAAAUAAAAAGCACAAAAAUCGCCCUGAUAGCAAAAGCUCGAGUCUUUGCGGAAGUAUUUGGUAGCUACUGCUUCAAGCUCCGGUUAUUGACUAUGGCGUUCCUGCUCCGCAAUUCCGUCGCUUCCCAUUUCCAAUCCCACUCACAGAGGGGGCAGAACGAUUCGCUUUCCCAAUCGCGCCGCCAGUUCCACGUCGAGCCAGGGCCUCGCGAGAAAGCUCUCUUGGCACCGGACCCAUCUUUAAAACGGUUCAAGUCGCAUAAGAAGGGCGUGGCUCUAGUUAAAAGACUUGGAGAUGUUCUUACCAUUGUUAUCGUUGCUGGCGCCUGCUAUGAAAUAUAUGUAAGAGCAGUAAUGCGAGAAGAGGCUAGGCAACAGGCUAAGGAACAGGCAGGGGCUUCGGGUGCAAGCGCAUAAUCAAGUGUGUGUGCGGGGGCGGAUUUCUUCUGGCAACCAUGUGGAAUGCGUCUAUAUGCUGAAUAAGUAGAAAACAGAUUAUCCUGAGCUGCUUUCGAAGUAUCUGUUUCUGAUCUCUAUUAGGUUUUGUUUGUUAAUAAGAUUGUCAAUUCUAUAAAAAUCGUAGAACAAGAUGAAGGCAGUUGAACACUUUUUGUGUUUUUGUAAUGAAUGCUUUGCUUAAUUUUAAACCAUAAUAUCCUUCCUAA
Messenger RNA from Pyrus x bretschneideri (Chinese white pear), 678 nucleotides. Its product is annotated as succinate dehydrogenase subunit 7A, mitochondrial-like. The record is from RefSeq and is a predicted model, not a curated record. Bases 107 to 430 code for a protein of 107 amino acids. The transcript has 4 exons. NCBI's taxonomy places the organism in Eukaryota, Viridiplantae, Streptophyta, Magnoliopsida, Rosales, Rosaceae.